Molecule: messenger RNA, 870 nt
Organism: Capsaspora owczarzaki ATCC 30864
Lineage: Eukaryota; Filasterea; Ministeriida; Capsasporidae
Exons: 4
Coding region: 34-810 (258 amino acids)
Cellular component (GO): nuclear membrane
Source: RefSeq, a predicted model, not a curated record
AUACCAUUCGUCUCUCGACGACUUCGACGAUCAAUGAGCAGUAGCACGACGGGCGCUCAGCCAGCACAACGGUCGCGCAUCGGGCUUCUCCUGAGCGCCGCGUUCGGCUUCAGCACAUACAUUGUGACCGUUGCUGUGAUUCUCCACACUGUCGCCUUCCUGCACGCUGGUCCGCCUGCGCCUGGUGGCUCUGCGGCUGGUUCCAAUUCGAACGCUCGGUUUCCCGCGCUCGUCGUCGAUUGCGGAUUGUUAAUCCUGUUCGCCGUCCAGCACUCGGCGAUGGCAACCCAGUGGUUCAAGACUCGGGUUUUGGCUCGGAUCUGCCCGAACAUUGUCGAGCGAUCCGUCUAUGUGCUUGCCAGCUCUGUGUGCUUGGAGGUUGUCCUUCUCAAUUGGCGCUUUGGGUCGAUGGUGUGGGAUGUGUCGCCGCACUUGCGCUUGCCUCUGGAUCUGGCGCACAUUCUGGGCUGGAUUCUCAUCUUUUCGGCGGCCGUGCAGGUCGACUACCUUGAGUUGUUGGGACUGCUUCAAAUCCGAUACGCCUUCAUCAACCGUGAUGCACCGAUCGUCUACCGUUCGCAACGCGUUCAGGCUCUCUAUCGACACAUGCGGCAUCCAAUGCUCAUUGGAGCUUUGCUGGUCCUUCUGUCGACGCCAGUCAUGACCACUGAUCGUCUUCUGCUGGUGGUUGGCUUUGCCGCCUACGAGAUGGCGGCAAGCCGCCUCGAUCACCGCGACGUAGAGUAUGUGCGCCAGCAACUGCUCAAGCAAAAGCGAAAACUUCUUGAUGAAGCACAAGAGGAACAAUAAUAAAUACAGCCAGCAGCCAGGAUUGCAAAAGGCUUUUGCUGUGAGAACAAAAUAUCAAAC